This is a messenger RNA of Carassius gibelio (silver crucian carp), 4254 nucleotides long. RefSeq names its product RING1 and YY1-binding protein B. The record is from RefSeq and is a predicted model, not a curated record. Gene Ontology annotation, cellular component: nucleus. NCBI's taxonomy places the organism in Eukaryota, Metazoa, Chordata, Actinopteri, Cypriniformes, Cyprinidae. Gene Ontology annotation, molecular function: transcription coregulator activity; DNA binding. The coding region runs from base 337 to 1101 and encodes 254 amino acids. The transcript is spliced from 5 exons. Gene Ontology annotation, biological process: positive regulation of DNA-templated transcription.
UUCACAACUGCUUUCUCUCAGCUCGACAUGCACACAGCCUAAUUACGUUUGGCAAUCGGAGAGUAGUGUAGUACUAUCACUCUAUCCGUGCCGAUUAUUUCUGGCGAGACUUUUAAUCCGACGACAGCGGUGAUUGGGCGGCGCAGUCACGGGGUCCGCAGUCUCUUCGCCCUGCCUAGAGUCAGUCAGUCAGUCGGGGGAAGGCGAGUCUGCCUGCAAGCGCUUCUCUCUGUGUGGAUCCACCAUACACACACGUACACACUCGCGCGGGCAUUCACACAUAAUUAUUGUUAAUUACUGAGCCCCUUUCGGUCUUCUGAGAGUCUGUUUUCCACCAUGGGCGACAAAAAGAGCCCAACCAGACCGAAAAGACAAGCCAAACCGACAGCGGACGACGGAUUUUGGGACUGUAGCGUGUGCACUUUCAGAAACAGUGCCGAAGCCUUCAAAUGCAGCAUCUGUGAUGUACGGAAGGGCACGUCUACCAGAAAACCCCGGAUAAACUCCCAGCUGGUGGCACAGCAGGUGGCCCAGCAGUACGCCAUUCCUCCUCCACCAAAGAAAGACAAGAAGGAAAAGCCUGAGAGGCCUGAGAAAGAUCGGGCCGAGGGGGAGCGUCCUGAUAGAAAUCCGCAUGACAGCGAACACACGGACAUGGACAAGAGUGAGAAGGAGCAGCCUGACAAAGAGAAGAAGGACCGAGAGAAAGAAAUCACCCCAGCCGUCAUCAAGAAACCCAACAGCAAAAAGAACAAACCCAAGUCAGACAGCCAUCAAAGCCCACCCAGUGAACGCAACAGCAUUCAGUCCGGCAAAUCCACAACCAAGACCAAGAACUCCCACAUCUCCAGGCCCAAGCUGAAGAACAUUGACAGGAGCACAGCCCAGCAGCUGGCCAUCACCGUGGGGAACGUCACCGUGAUCAUAACAGACUUUAAGGAGAAGACCCGCUCCUCCUCCACCUCGUCCUCCACAGUGACCUCCAGCACCGGCUCUGAACAGCAGCACCAGAGCUCUGGCUCCGAGAGCAUGGACAAGGGCUCAUCCCGUGCUUCAACACCAAAGGGAGACCUCUCGGUCGGGCACGAUGAGUCAUUCUGAGCACCUCGGACGCUGUCCAGACAGCAGGGAUGUACUUUGCCUCCACUUUCCCCUCUCUUUGCCCUGAGUCAACUCGUAUUCAUUUCUAUCACUGAAACAGGGAUCUAAGGUCCUUGUACCCACACACACUCAACAUACAACAUACACAACAUUUUUGUGAAUGGUGCAACCAUGGCGGACCAUGGAUUUUCCCUCCCUGGAGACAUCCCACUCUUGUAUGUAUUGUUUUAUAUUUGUAAGUGGAUGUGCAGCCGAAUCAACAUUUUUUUGUUUAAAAAAAUAUAUAUAUGUAAAUGUCUGUGGUGCACAAUAACCACCAACAUUUUAACUAUUUUGGACCAUUAUUGCUCUAAUUUAUUAUGUUGCAUCUUUGUACCCUUUUUUUUUUUUCGGAUGGACCGUUUUUCUCAGCUAAAGUAGCCAACAGCUCCCCUUCAGUGCUGAAAUGAUUUUUCUGAAGAUUCCCGAGAAACUUCUCACAAUGGUGCUAGAUACACUGUGAAAUGAUUUCACACCAUAGAAACAGAUCCCUCUGCUCCUGGAAACAGUGGAAAUAUUUGUGUCCUGGUGUCAGGCUGCAUUCUUCUGUUGCUUUGUUUUGGGAUUUUUUUUUUUUCCUUUUUGCAACUGAUCUGGACAUUUGUGCACUGACGGUCCUGAGAUCUGGUUUCGUCAACAUACUGAACGUAUGGUGUUUUGCAUCUGGCGUAUUAUGGAGAAAACAUCUGCCAUUCACAAACUGCAAGGAGACAUUGCAAGCUUGAUGUGAGCUAUGGAUUUGAUCGUUCUGAGGUGAAUUGAGCUUUCUCAACACUCACUUGGCUUAACAUCCUUGGCUUUUGUUGUCCUUUAUGGUCUACAUAUGAUGUAUUUUAAAAACACUAAAAGGUCUGUAGGCCUUUAAUUUUGAAGAACUACUUUUGUUUUAUAGGUAUUUUUGAUCGAAAGAUACAGAUUUUAAUCUUAGGGUUUUACUCUGCCUUGUUUUUAUCUGAAUACAAACUUUUGAAGUUUUUUUUCCCAUAAUCUACAGAAACUUAGAUGAUGGUAAGCAGUGCAGUAUUUACUAAAACAAUCCCAACUCUAGAAAUAAGUGAUAUUGUGCUGAACGUGAACUGUCACUGAAUGCAUGGGAAAUCUCGCAAGUAAGGGUGCGCGAUAAAUAUCGUACGAUAAUUAAUGCGCAUCUCAUCGGUUCUCUAAUCAGCAGUAAACUCCCUCAGGUGCGUGAUUUCACAUAGAGCAGCUGUUACUUCAUGGAGCCAUUGUUAACUGAGAAGAUGCGCGAAUAAACGAUGAUAAUAAACGUGGAUUUGCGCAGCUAAUCCGUUAACAAUGACUCCUUGAAGUAACAGCUGCUCUAUGUGAAAUCGCACACCUGAUGGAAUUUACCGCUGAUUAGAGAACCGGCUUUACUGACGAGAUGCGCAUUAAUUAUCGUACAAUAUUUAUUGCGCACCCCUACUCGCAAGCAUUCAGUAAUAACAUUUUUUUAUUUGUGUCACAAUAAGUUGAUGCAAGCAUGAUUUCAUACAAUAUUCCCGCUCCCCAUUAACGCAAGAUGUCUAGCAGGUAGUCCCACAAAUCUCAAGGUCAGCACAUCUUCCCUUUUGAAGUGUAUUAAACUUGUACAAAGUAUGUGUAUAUGAUAUGAGUUUUAUUUAUUGAAGGACCAAAGGAAUUUGAUAUUGAUGACAUGCUAGACAAAUGAAUAAUUCAAAAUGUAAUUACCAUAUGUGUGAUAUAACAUUUUAAUAAAGUCUAAUAUAAUCCAUUUCAAAUGUGUAAUUCUUGUCCUCUUGAUAUAUGCAGAAGAUUUGUAUACUUGUAAAUUCAUAGAAAUUCAUGUCAAGUCUGUAAAGACGAAACGGACUUUUGUCACUGUACUGCGUGUUAAUUCUGUAACAGCAUAGAAUUAUUACAGUGAACUCCCAUCAAGCUGUUUUUCCCUUCCACAAAUUGUGCUUUUAAGCCAUUGUGUUGUUUUGAAAAGAAGAGAUAAAUGGACAUUAUUAUUGGCUGGCAACUUUAACGCUUUGAAUAGGUUACUGUUUUUGUUAACAGAAGUAGACAGACUAAAGCAUUAUGUAUAAAUGAAGACUUCACUGGGUUGUUGUUUUUGUCGAGGGUAACCAUGUGUCUUCUUUAUAUAUUUGUGAUGUUAACCAACCAAACCGGUAUUGAUUGUUGGAUACAAAGCAUUUAAGUUGUAUUGAUCCAAUUCCAAUUAGAUCAGUGCAAGAUUGACACUUCGUAAAAUCUUCUUUUUCUUACAAGUAUGCAAAGUAAUAACCAGAAUGGGAGAUGUUUGACAAAUCACAAAUCAAUGGGGUGUUAAUUAUUCUGCAUUAUUCUGAUUACUGAGAUUUUACUACAUUUUAACCCCAAACGUCAUCAAAUGUGCAAUGUAUAGCAUAACGCAAUGUUUCGUAAAAUUGUAUGAAUAUAGCCAUUUUUUCACUUGCCUUAUCCGCUGUCAGAAACAGUUACCUGAAUUUUGUAAAACUGUAAAGAAAAAAAAGAACAAUGAAUUGUGUUUAAUUUAUUUACAUUUGAGGAGAAGAACAAUUGCUGAAAUUAAACCGUGCUUAUGUAUAAUUCAAAUGGUGUAAAAGCCAACGUAACGGCUAUGAAUGACAAUGGAGUUUUUACGCGCAAGCAGCUCUGUUCUUGUGUACGACUAGUAACCUUAAUUUACUGUGUAAAGAUGGUUACUUUUUUUUUUAGCUUUGUUUGUCAGAAACCCAAAUAUAGAAUGCUUGUUUGCAUAUGCUUUAGCGUUAACAUUGUGAAAUUACCGUGUACCUGUAUAGUCCUGGUUUCUUAAAUUUUGUCAAUGUCUUGUAAAAAUGCCUUUACAGUUUCCUUUUGCAUAAGAAGUUUUAAUUUUGUAAGCAAGAAUCUAUUUUUCUCCUCGUUUUGUUUCCUUGCUCCUUACUGUUAUUGAAAAAAUUGUGUGGAGCUCAUUAAUUUCAUUUUUUUUAAUUGAUCACUGCUCCUUGUCUAUAGCUAAUACAAAGCUAGCAUUCAACAGACUUCUGGCAUGUGCACGACUUUGCUUUUAGAUGCUUCUUCAUCAUAUCCCUUGCUUCCAGUAGAAAUGUCUAUUGAUGCAUUUGCUUGGUUUUUUCCACAAAUAAAAUGUUCAAUUUA